GCACCGACAAAAGACGCUGGAAUCAAAUACUAGAAAUAGAAAAUUCUGCAAAGAGGGCUUUUAUAUCUAUUUAUUCGCGCCAAAGCAUUCAGCACCAUGGACAGCGUCAAAGCAGCGGUAUAUCUCAGUGUUUGCCUGUCGCUGUUGUGCGCCUGCCGAGGUCAGAUGUCACCGGACAACCAACUGUCCUCGUAUGAGGAGCAGUUCAUCAAAAGAGACAUGGCUGAGGCGCUCGGGGACCUUUUGGAUGGAGAUCAGGACAAUCGGAUAUAUGUGGAGAAAAAAGCUAGCGUCAUACCAAGGUGCGACGUGGGUGAGCGCUGCGCCAUGAAGCAUGGACCACGCAUCGGGCGACUGUGUGAUUGUCUGCGUGGAACCUCAUGCAACACAUUCUUCUUGCGCUGCUACUGAUGGAGCUCGCGCGACUCUCUUCCUCCUCAGGCAGCACUGUGCAAAGAACUCAUGACACCAAGGCUUGCGACACCUCAUCCGUUUAACGGUUACAUUCUACAUGUGAAACUACAUACUGUAGGUGAUGUACUGUAUUGAUACUGCUGUAUUGUUCGUAAUUUGCAUAUAAGACAUAUUAAUGAUCAAACGUGCAUAUUUUUGUUAAUAAAAUGUAUUUAAUGCUCACUGUUGCGCAUAUUGCAACUGUAAGUUUAUAAUGUACAUAUGUUCAAAUUAAAUCGUAAAACAUCGGUAGAAAAAUCUGAAUGGAAGUGUAUCAUUCCA
Molecule: messenger RNA, 735 nt
Organism: Xyrauchen texanus (razorback sucker)
Lineage: Eukaryota; Metazoa; Chordata; Actinopteri; Cypriniformes; Catostomidae
Product: cocaine- and amphetamine-regulated transcript protein-like
Exons: 3
Coding region: 97-411 (104 amino acids)
Biological process (GO): adult feeding behavior; cellular response to starvation; G protein-coupled receptor signaling pathway
Molecular function (GO): neuropeptide hormone activity
Source: RefSeq, a predicted model, not a curated record